AUGUCUCGUCCUCAGGUCAGCAUCGACCGUCUCACGCCCCGCCGUGCGACGGUCGAGCCGCGCGAAACUAUGAACUGCAAAUCUUGUCGCAAACGGAAGAUCAAAUGUAAUCGGUUGCGACCGAGCUGCGAGGCAUGUAAGGUCUUCCAGUGCCCAUGUCUUUAUGAUGCCGUCCCCAAAAAACGGGGCCCCAAGACGGAUGUGUUAGAAGCUCUCCUCAAGCGGGUCGAUGGGUUGGAGAAACGACUCCACGACGAAAAAAACCCCAUCUCGCCCACUUCCCCCGAUACCCCGGACGAUCCCCCGAGUUUUCCCACCCGUCGCAACACUAUCGACACCUCAUUUAGUCUUUAUUCUUCGAGUGAUCGAUCUACUCUGUCAACUUCUCUUUCGCAGCAUGUGGAUUCCUUCCCUAGGCCGACCGGCCACUCAGCUAGUCUUCUCCAACAGCCCUCUCCGACAAAUAAUGGACCUUUAUCAGAUGCGAUCCUCGAUAUUUACUUUGAGCGAUUGCACGGUAAACCAUUCUAUAUACUAGACGAGGCAACAACACGACAGCGCCAUCAACUGAACCAAUUGCCUCCGUAUUUGGCCAUGGCUAUAUCAGCAAUGACAGUGAGGUACACAACUUCGCCUGGUCAAGUGGACCAGGCAAUGCGUACUGGACUCGAUGCGGCGCUACAGGCACGACGCAUGAUUGAAGUCGACAAUCCUACCGUAGAAGGAUUGCAGACUCUAUUGUUACUUUCGCAAGCUUUCUACGCCUAUGGUUUAGGAAAGAAAGCUUACAUGACAUUCUCAAAUUGCGUGGCCAUGAUCGUCGCUCUAGAUUUGUACCGCGAGGCUCCCUCUAAGCUCAAUGUCGCGCCCGCCGAGCGAGAAAUGAGGCGCCGGCUGUUCUGGUCUGUUUACUUGAUGGACAGAUUCAUUAACUGUGGAUCUCGACGUCCAUGUCUGAUUACUGAUCAUUCGGUUGUUCUGCGCCUACCCUCUUGGUCACCACAUGCAGCUGGUCUGAAUAUGGAGGGAGAGCUCUUCCAUGUCGGCCCGAAUAUUCAAUAUUCCGCCGACUCCAGGCGCAAAUCACCAAGUGCUGCCUCUUUACUGAUCGAUAUCACGCGUAUUCUUGGUGUCACUAAUAAGUACCUGGCGGCCGGUGGAGUGAAAGGCGACUCCCACUUCCCAUGGCAUGCGCUUUCUAAUCUAUCCAAGAUACGUCAAGAAUUGGAUAUCUGGGCGGCUGGUACGCAGGACGUCUUUGCAUCUAUCGAUGCAUUGUUCGGCCACCCCGAGAGUACAACACUUUUGCUGAGCAAGUUGAUCUACCAUCUGGUGCACUGUUUGAUCUACCGCCCGUUCCUACCCAUUGACUUGGUAGAGCUCCGAGGGACAGGGCAGCAUCAGUCCUGGCAAAUCGAGGCCACGAACUUGUGCUUUUCGCACUCCAAUGCCAUCGCAGAGCUAGUUGAACUAGGUCGGAGUUCCCCGCUGGUUGAGUGGCCUGCCUUUGUCGGCUAUUGUGUGUGCACAGCGGGGACUGUGCAUGUUCACGGCGUGCACUACAAGGGCCGCGAAGGAGAAGUUUUCUCUUCCAGCGCUGAAUUCCUGACUCGGGAGAUGCACCAGCUUGCUUGGUUGCGUAAUAUUUGGACUGGCGUGCAGCAUCAACGAGAGCUGCUCCAGACUAUCUAUACGUGUCACUCCGAGUUGGUCCGCAAUCUUGCCAGUAGCCCAAUGCGCUUCUCCCCAGUCUUCCACCUCGAAGACUUCCUCGACCGAUAUCCCGGUCUGACUUUGGAUGGAUCUCAUGUUCGGCUCAUAGAUGCGGGGGAUGAUCUGGCUCCAAGUAAUGCAAACUUCAUCGAUCGCCAAGAUCACUACUACCAACGACCACUCGCUGCACCCUCGUAUCAGAAUCCAUCGUCUUACUUCUCCACCACACGGCCCGGGCCCUCGACGCCAUUAACAUCCACCCAGGGAUCAGACACCGAUCGUCUGCACUCCCAUCCCCAUUCUCGGUCCCAGAAAACCUCCCACCUGGCCUCCCUCUCGCCCACCCUUCAAUUUCACGCGAUGCCAAGCAAUCAAAACCAACAGUCACCAUCUCUACCCUCCAUAUUCUCCCUCCCAACCGGGACAGACCUAUCCGGUCCCGGCACAUCAGAAAACACCCACCUCUCCAUCCCAGGCUUCUCCCCCUCGACCUUCGGCCUUUCCCCACCAGCCUUCCUCACCGACGGCAGCCUGAACAUAGCACCAACACCGCCCCCAAACCCGCAGUAUGCAACCUUCCCAUUCGACACCGCUCACGCAAACAUAAACGGAAUGGGGCAGUCGGCCCUGACCCCAGGUGCCCAGUCCCAAACUAGUGGCACCCAUACCACAGCCGGCAGCGAGGGCACAUCUGAAAAGGACCCUUUCUUGAGCUUGCUGGAACAGCUCGCUGAAAAUGAGAACUCGCAGGGCGGGCCUAGUGAGCUCGACUUCUUUUUGACGGGUACCGGUGCUGUCGAAAGUGGUCCCGAGAUUCCUAUUGAGAAAGAUGGUGCUUCGUAG
Penicillium concentricum is the source of this 2556-nucleotide messenger RNA. RefSeq names its product transcription factor domain-containing protein. The record is from RefSeq and is a predicted model, not a curated record. The transcript has 6 exons. Gene Ontology annotation, molecular function: DNA binding; DNA-binding transcription factor activity, RNA polymerase II-specific; zinc ion binding. Gene Ontology annotation, cellular component: nucleus. Bases 1 to 2556 code for a protein of 851 amino acids. Gene Ontology annotation, biological process: regulation of DNA-templated transcription; DNA-templated transcription. Lineage: Eukaryota; Fungi; Ascomycota; Eurotiomycetes; Eurotiales; Aspergillaceae.